AUGCCUUCCAUGAGCCGCGCGAAGUUCUUGAAGGAGUACGUCUUGAAAGUUGAGAAGGAAUUCGAGCUUGAUGGUGAGACAGCAGAAUGGGCACCCUCGUCUUCGGGAGGACCUCUGGAAUGGGGCCAAGAGCACAGCUCGAUGGAAAUCGUCAAAACGGACGCUUCCGCAGACCGUCAAGUGUCUAGCACAGCCAUGGCUCUGAGCCCCGACAACAAACUCCAAAAUCUUCAGGGAGAAAGGCGACAUCAUCGCAUGUCAGACAUGAAAAACCGCCUCCACUCACUCACACACUGGAAAGGCCACUUCCCAUCCUUCGGCUCCAAACCCUUGAGCGCCGACGGCGAAAGAUGGCUCCAAGUCCUAAACAACGAAUCCACACAAUCCGGCCCCCGAAAACCCGCCUUACUCCCCACCAUCAUCGUCCGCCACUUCUCCAACAUCCACAGCGCAACCUACCUCUACGGCCACACCGACGCAAUCAUGUGGUCAUCCUUCUCCCCAACAAACUCCUCCCUCCUCGCCUCCGCGAGCUGGGACGGCACAUUCCGUCUCUGGAGCGCAUCAGACGGCCGGGAAAUUUCCAAAAUCUCUUCCGGCGACGUUCAAGAUUGGAGCGGAGAUUUCUCUCCCGAUGGGAAACACAUCCUCUUCGCCGGCACGGAUUGCGUUUCGAUUUACUCCAUCGAAGCCGAAUCCCAAAUUCUGAAAUUAAAACGCGAGGGUUUGAAGACGGAGGCGUGGAUCAGAUAUUUGUCUUGGGCACCGGGGGGAGAUGCGAUUGCUUUGGGGAAUGGGAUGGGGGUUUUGCUUUGGAGGCCGUUUGAUGAUCAGAAGAAAUCUGCGAGUUGGGAUCGGGUGGAUGAGGUUUUGAAGUUGGGGGUUGAGGAGGCGAUGCAUAGCACUUUUCCCAAUGUCUAG
This is a messenger RNA of Pseudocercospora fijiensis CIRAD86, 921 nucleotides long. RefSeq lists its product as uncharacterized. The transcript has 4 exons. NCBI's taxonomy places the organism in Eukaryota, Fungi, Ascomycota, Dothideomycetes, Mycosphaerellales, Mycosphaerellaceae. Gene Ontology annotation, cellular component: THO complex part of transcription export complex. The record is from RefSeq and is a predicted model, not a curated record. Gene Ontology annotation, molecular function: protein binding. Bases 1 to 921 code for a protein of 306 amino acids. Gene Ontology annotation, biological process: mRNA export from nucleus.